This is a messenger RNA of Dioscorea cayenensis subsp. rotundata (Guinea yam), 787 nucleotides long. Its product is annotated as transcription factor WER-like. The record is from RefSeq and is a predicted model, not a curated record. Bases 438 to 773 code for a protein of 111 amino acids. The transcript has 2 exons. NCBI's taxonomy places the organism in Eukaryota, Viridiplantae, Streptophyta, Magnoliopsida, Dioscoreales, Dioscoreaceae.
UUAAUUAUUUACCAUUAAUAUUUUAACAUAUAUUCCCUUACAAAAUUCGAAAUUACAUCCGUACUUAUUCCUGAGUCAGUACUUUUACUAUACUUAAUUAUUAACUUUUUUUUUGAAGAAAAAAAGUCUUGAAUUUCACUGAUCCAAUUAUUUACAUAAUUCUCAGGAGAAAAUGUAAGCUUGGUAAAUAUUGAUAACCAACGGAUGGAAUAAAACUCACCCAAAAAAAGGAGGCAUUUGUUCUUUAAAAUUCAACAGUAAAAUUCAUUAAUCAUUAUGGCUAAAAAGAGCAAAAGAGAAUUUUGCAUUUAAGAUUGUGCCAUGGUUAUUGACUGAUGAAGGAAAAGACAAAGAAUGGCAUGAGCUUAUAAAUUAACAACACUUCACUUCAUUCAGUCAUUGUAUGAAAAAGAUUAAAAGAGUGAAGUGAUUGUUCAAUGGCGAAAACUUCAAAUGAUAAGAAUGGAAAUGGAAAGAGAAAACAAUGGACAAGUGAGGAAGACAAGGCACUAACAGACUACGUCACAAUACAUGGAAUUGGUCCCAGUUGGAAGAGUCUGGCACAAAAUGCAGGUCUCAAGCGAUGCGGACGGAGCUGCCGUGCCCGGUGGCUGAACUACCUGAACCCCGGGAUCAAACAUGGAGCAUUUACUGAAGAAGAAGAUGACAUGAUAUGUAAUCUCUUCAAGCAGUUGGGAAGCAGGCAAUCUAACAAUUUUCUUUAUCACCAUUUCUUGUUAUUCAAUUCAAUUCAAUCUGAUUGCAUCCAUUGACAUGAUAAUUUGUG